AUGGAGGGGGUUGAAAGUAGCAGCAAUAAUGGUCCAAUAGCAUCAGUUGAACCAAUUGAACAGGUCUUCGAUGAUUUUGAACUUAAUAUACUGAAAGCAUGGAUGUGUACUGUUUCGGUGAACAUGUCUAUGCAUACGAGAGAACCUAUUAGGGACAGUAAAUUGUCAGGGCCUGAAUGGAUAAGAGAGAUUCUUUUUGGACAUUCAGAUAGGAUAUAUGAAACUUUUCGAAUGGAGAGGCAUGUUUUUCUCAACCUUUGUGAUUUAAUGAAGGCGAGGGGUUGGUUGGCAGAUAGUCGAUAUAUUAGGGUAGACGAACAAGUUGGGAUAUUUUUAUCUAUGAUUUCUCACAAGAACUCGAAUAGAGAUUUAUGUGAGAGAUUCCAACAUUCGGGACAAACUAUCAGCAAGUACUUUGCUAAAGUGUUGCAAGCAGUUCUGAAUUUGGCAAGAGAAAUUAUCGUACCACCUUCAUUUGAUGUUGUCCCAGAAGAAAUUCUUAUCAAUCCUAAAUAUAAUCCUUACUUCAAGGGCGCUAUUGAUGGCACUCACAUUCAUGCUUCAUCAAGCUCUGCCAACGAUUGUCGGGUGCUCUCGGCAGCACUCGAGACACAUCGCUUACAAUUUCCUCGACCUCCACCAGGCAAAUACUACGUGGUAGAUUUUGGUUAUGCUGCAACUCCGGGAUUUUUGACUCCUUUCAAAGGGGAACGGUAUCAUAUUAAUGAUUUUAGGGGUAGAGUGAGGCAGGCAACAACAGCAAGAGAAUUAUUCAACCAUAGGCAUUCUUCACUAAGGAAUGUUAUUGAGAGAUCAUUUGCGGUGUUAAAGAAUCGCUUUUUCAUUUUGAGACACAUGCCUUCAUUUUCAAUUCAAAAGCAGUCAUGUAUUGUAAUUGCAUGUUGUGCUAUUCAUAAUUACAUCCGUGAUCAAGACAAGAUGGAUAAGAACUUUUCUCAAUAUGGUGAUUCAGAGUAUCCGUUUGGAAAUGCACAAGAUGAGGUUAUUGACGAUACAUCGACUGAGGAGGAUAUCGAGAUCAACAUGCUUAAGAAAAGAAUUGCCAAUCAAUUGGCAAUUGAUAAUAAUAUGGCGGAGAUUCCAUGA
This is a messenger RNA of Syzygium oleosum, 1107 nucleotides long. RefSeq lists its product as uncharacterized. NCBI's taxonomy places the organism in Eukaryota, Viridiplantae, Streptophyta, Magnoliopsida, Myrtales, Myrtaceae. The transcript is spliced from 4 exons. The coding region runs from base 1 to 1107 and encodes 368 amino acids. The record is from RefSeq and is a predicted model, not a curated record.